GUGAUUCAGAUCCUGGCGAAGGCUGAUGGCGACCAGCAGCAGGUGGACGAGCCCGUGCUGACGCUGGAGGAGCCUCCAGGACAAGUCCGGGUGACCGGCGUUGUUGAGAUGGUGACUGACUAUCCCAAGUCGUUUGCAGCAGAUCGCAGAGCGGAAGAGGGCAUGCGAGAAGCGCUGGCACAACUUGCCGGAGUUCCUGCUGACAGUGUGCGAGUCUCCCUGGUGCCGAGUGAGUCCCGGGCGGAUUCCCUGCUACAGCAGCCCUCCGAAGAGCUUGGGGAGAUACCUCCUGAAACUCCAGUCGAUCCAGACAAGGGCUUCAAGAAUGAAGUCUCAGCUUGGUUCGCCAUUACCCUCUCGACCAAGUCGGUUGACCCAACGCCGGAGGGCCUGGCCGAGAAGUUGCGAGACCAGGACUUGACCUUCGCAGCUCUGAAGAUGCAGAACUGUAUCAUGGACGAAGGUCUUGAUUUGAGUGUGAAGGUGGGCCGCAUCACGGCAAUGCUUCAAACCACCACAACAACUCUGGCACCUGGCGUCAUCAAGAAGGUCGACUUUGGGACCUCGGAGUCAGGCAAAGGGACUUCUGGCGGUCAGACGAGUGGGGGUGAUGCUGGGAGUGACGCUGCCCGAAACGCUGUCCUGGAUUCUUCCAUUGUCUCCGGCGACGCUGCCACCUCUCCGGCAAAAGUCGUCGCAGUCGUGGCAUCCGUGUCCCCGGACGAUGUGGAGCCGCCCACCAUGUCGAAUCCAGGUGGUGGCGAUGAGGAAUCCGAUGACGGGGAGCAAACCGCGACGAAGGCACGGCAUGGCUUGAAUGCCUCAUGCCCCCUCAACAAGCCCAAGUACCACAGCGCCUUCUUUGCUGGAAGCUGGUGUGAAGUCCUCGGCAACAUCCUGCGCUCUGUCUCUGGCCGCGACCUCUUGCGAGCAUUUCUCAUUGAAAGCUGCGGUCGCGACUUCGGUUUCAGGUCCGGUGUUGAUGGACUUCACCUCCUCGCCUUCUUCAUCGGGGUGGCUUUGACUGUGACCCUGUUCGCUGCCGUCCACUUCGCCCUUGUGAAUCGGCGAAGCAGCCGAGUGAUUGAAGAAGGGUGGAAAGAUGCUGAGAGAGGCGAGGGUAAGUCCAGCGAGAAGGAUGCUUCACGUGAUGUGAAGGCCAUGUGUCACAAGCUGCAGUUGGCAAUGGAACUGCAGAUGCGGCAGGGCUGCACGGCGCAGGAAGUUAGUGAUCGACUUGACCACAUCCUGCAGCUAGUAGAGGCACCCACGCUCCGCGAGUCGGCGAUGCCAAUUGUAGAGGAGACGGAUCAGGGCCAAGCGCAGCCUUCGAAAGGUUCUGUCGCAGACACGCGAACUCCGAGCUCGUCCAACCGCAGCAGCAGCGAGCGGUCAGAGGACCUGCCCGGCGUCGUGGCCAUGCCACCAGAUAAGAUGGGGAAGGAGCCGCUGCCUCCUCCAUUGCCACCGACUACGCUGGAGCCGUUGAAGGCCAACGUGCCGAGCGAGAGUGGGAGAAGCGAACGAAGCUGA
Molecule: messenger RNA, 1533 nt
Organism: Effrenium voratum
Lineage: Eukaryota; Dinophyceae; Suessiales; Symbiodiniaceae
Source: the annotation of a GenBank genome assembly